AAAAAACUAAUUUCUCAUUAUAGUAUUUAAUUUUUUCAGAAAUAUUGAAAUAAAAAAUAAUAAUUACUAUUUAAAAACCAAUGAUAAAGAUUUUAUAAUUAACAAGUUUAACAUUCUGUCAAUAAUGUCAUCAAAAGCUGGAUUGCUAAGUGAUCACCAACUGCAUGAUCCAGCAACCAUUCUCGAUCUACCGACUCAAAUACUCGAAAGAAUCUUAAGUUGUGUGACAAAAGACCACAAGCAGCUGCAUUUAGUUUGCAAAGCAUUUUAUAAUGUCCUUUGUAAAAUUUAUGAGGACAAAAUCUGGUUCAAGUUGAAUUCUUAUGAUGUUAUAAUCAAUGAUGAACGCCUUGAAAAGCUUCAAUCCUUAACUUUUCCGAUGAUCAACUGCAAGCUACGUCAACUUAGAAACCUUAAAUUAUCCUACAUGCAAGAAGUAACUGAAGAAGGUUGUGAAGAGUUUUGGGAGUUCCUGGAUGUCCAAGGAAAAUUCAUUCAAAAAUUAACAAUCGAAGCUCAAAUCAAAAUUGAAGUUUUUAACAAAAUCAUUUCAAAAGUUGAGAAUUUGACGGAAAUUUCGUUCGAAAAAAUUAAUAUUAUUGAUGAUUCCUUUAAAAUAUUGAACUUAUGUGGCUUGGAAAGGCUACAAACCCUAACAAUCGAUGCCUGCGACAACUUUGACUUCAAAAAACUGAAAUUAAGCGAAGAUGUGCUGCAAACUUUCAAGUUUAAUGCCAGUUACUGUUUAGAGGACUUCUCAGAGGGUCUGCAAGAAUUUCUAGCUACACAAAAGGAACUGAAGCAUGCAAUAUUCCCAAAACCAUACACAGGACUAAGGAAACUUAGCCACAACUUCCUCAAAAACUGCAAACUUGAGAAAUUAGAAUGGAGUGAAUUUUAUCAAAAAGAUGAAAAAUCGAAGAAAAUUGCGGAAAAUAUUUUGAAUCAACAGACAGAAUUGAGGGAAUUAAAGCUACUUCUGCCAAUAUGGGAAGAUCUCCUCGUCAAGUUGAUCAAAAAUGGUGCAAGUUUGAAGAAUUUUAGUGGAAACUUUGAUGAAAUUGAUGGAAAAAGCUUGCAAGAGGUGCUAAAAUUGAAGAAUUUGGAAAAUUUGGAGGUUAUAAAUGCUGAUCUUGACUCAUUUUCCACAGAAAACUGUAAAAUUGAGGGCGGCAAUGGAAAUUUUGAUACAAAUGGUGAAGAAAAAUCUGCCAAAAAAUUUAAAUUUGACAUAAUUGAUGAUUGUAACCUCAAAAUACACAACCUAACUUCUCUAACCCUCAAAAGUUGCACAUUUUCAGACCCAUCAACACCUAGAAACCUCUCAAAAAUUCUGACUAACCUCAAAAUCCUCAAAUGUGAGUCGUUCAGCUCACCAAACUUGAAAUUUGACUUUAAUGAAAUUUUCGCUAAUUUCACACAAGUUAAAGAGCUGAUUUUUUAUGAAUUUUGUGACAUGUUCAGGGAGGAUUCAUACAAACUUGAUAACAACAGAAUUUUUCCAAAUCAUAACCUCAAAACUUUAAAAAUUCAUUUCCCAUUAAAUCUAAAUUCUUCAAAUUUUGUAGCUUUAACCGCAAACUUUCCAAAUUUGAUAGACCUAGAAAUCUACAUCCACAAUCAAGAACAAAAAACAUUUGAGUAUGAAAUUGAAACAAUUUUUCAUAAAUUCAAGAAAUUAGAGAAAAUUUUCAUAACUUUUGCAUUUACUUGCAAAAUUGAUUUUGAGAUUUUUGAAUUAAUUAAAAAUAAGCAAAAUUUAAAAUUUUUGUAUCUCGAAAAUGUCGGAUUUAAAUGUCCAAAAAUGAAGGGAAAAGUUGAAAUUUUGAAUGAUGAAUUUGAGGAAAUUGAAAUCUUAGCAGAACAGGAAUACGGGUAUAAAAACUGUUAUGUGAUCUCAAUUGCUAAAAAUCAUUGCAUUUACAACUCAAAACUAAGCAGUAUUCAAGACUACAUUGAAGUAUCAACUCAUGAUGAUGAAAGGUUCUUUUUAUAAAAAAUUGUAAUUGACAUUAAAUAAAUAAAAUUAUUCAAAAAUUUCAACUUUUUCGGUAAAUUAUUAGUUUUAAUGCAAG
Messenger RNA from Chironomus riparius, 2075 nucleotides. NCBI's taxonomy places the organism in Eukaryota, Metazoa, Arthropoda, Insecta, Diptera, Chironomidae. The record is from the annotation of a GenBank genome assembly.